AACUCUGUCUCAAUCCUUCUCACCUGUAAACUUAAAAAAAGAAACGAAGAAGCUCUUUUUCUCCCCUCUGAAGAAGAAAAGCAAAAUCCACGAGAGAAACAGAUAGAAAGUUGCAAAAGUGCGUUCGAUUUUUGCUUCUUCUUCUGUUUCGGAUUCGGAUUUGGAUUUGGAAUCUGCUCCUUUAGCAGAACCAGAGGAAAUGGUGACGUACGUGAGCGCGUUGUUCUACGGAUUCGGAGGGAUAGUCGUCGCCGGAGUGGCGCUGCUCGUGGCUUUCCAGGAGAAGCUUGUGUACGUCCCAGUGCUUCCGGGUUUAAGCAAGUCUUAUCCGAUCACUCCCGCUAGGCUCAAUCUCAUCUACGAAGAUAUUUGGCUUCAAUCAUCCGAUGGUGUACGUCUCCACGCUUGGUUCAUCAAGAUGUUCCCUGAAUGUCGAGGUCCAACCAUUUUAUUUUUCCAGGAGAACGCUGGAAACAUCGCUCAUCGUCUGGAGAUGGUUCGCAUCAUGAUACAAAAAUUGAAGUGCAAUGUAUUCAUGCUUUCAUAUCGCGGCUAUGGGGCAAGUGAAGGCUAUCCUUCACAACAAGGUAUCAUAAAAGAUGCUCAGGCUGCAUUGGAUCACCUUUCUGGAAGGACUGACAUUGAUACAUCUAGAAUAGUUGUAUUUGGAAGGUCCCUUGGGGGAGCUGUUGGAGCUGUGCUUACCAAAAACAAUCCAGAUAAGGUAUCUGCAUUGAUUCUGGAAAAUACUUUCACAUCCAUUCUUGAUAUGGCUGGCGUUUUGCUGCCGUUCUUGAAGUGGUUUAUUGGAGGAAGUGGUACGAAAAGCCUGAAGCUUCUUAAUUUUGUUGUACGUUCUCCCUGGAAAACAAUUGAUGCUAUUGCUGAGAUCAAACAACCAGUGCUUUUCCUCUCUGGACUGCAAGAUGAGAUGGUCCCUCCAUUUCACAUGAAAAUGCUGUAUGCGAAAGCGGCUGCCCGUAACCCUCAGUGCACAUUUGUGGAGUUUCCAAGUGGGAUGCAUAUGGAUACAUGGCUGUCUGGUGGUGAAGUUUACUGGAAAACAAACUUGCAAUUUCUCGAAAAGUAUGCGCCUGAGAAAAGGAAAGAAGAUACAGGAAGGUAACGAUCAACGAUGCUGUGUUUAGAGGAAGAUUCGACUCACUUAUUUCCUAUUGCAACCUGAAACGACGGUAUUGUUUGUUAUAAGCAUGUGUAUACGUAUGUUGCAUUUGGGAGUGACAGAUACAACUUGUUCAGAGAGUGAGAUAUUGGACAGGAACUUUUGUAAGCAGAACCAGCUAGUGGAGAUGGCAAGUGUAAGCUAAUCAGAUGCAUUUGCUUCGUCUCAGUUUUCCUUCUUUUUUUUGGGUUAUUUUUUUUCCAAUUGUUGUUGGUGUUUCUCAUCUGAUCGUAACUAUUUCCUCUGGAUGAUCAUGGCUUUGUAGAUGAUUGAGAAAAGUGAAAAAAGACAUGGUUAUAUGAUUAUAUCUUGAAUGUGUUGAUUACGUCUGUCAUUCAUAAUAUUUAUGAAAUCUGUAGAGUAGUUUUUUUCCCGACAAACUUGAUUAUGUUUGAAAAUGAGAUAACACCAAACUAAACGCACGAAGACAUUAUUAAUGUCCAUUAUUUAUGUAUUUUUAUUUUUAAAUAAGUGUUGUGACUAGACCGGGUCGGUCACUGUCCACGGGGCAACUUUUUAGUCUG
Molecule: messenger RNA, 1707 nt
Organism: Arabidopsis thaliana (thale cress)
Lineage: Eukaryota; Viridiplantae; Streptophyta; Magnoliopsida; Brassicales; Brassicaceae
Gene: WAV2
Product: alpha/beta-Hydrolases superfamily protein
Exons: 8
Coding region: 200-1126 (308 amino acids)
Biological process (GO): proteolysis
Cellular component (GO): plasma membrane
Molecular function (GO): serine-type peptidase activity
Source: RefSeq, marked reviewed